GUUCCCGUCCGUGGGAGUACGGACAGGAAAAGAAAAGCCCCCGAAAUCAAUCGCUCCAUAGUUUUCGGGCGACGCAGACGAUGAUAAGGUGAUCGGAACCCCGUCGUCAGCUCCCUUUCCGUUCAUCGUCGGCAAUUGGAUUGCAGCUUCUCCUCCGACCACAAAAUUAGUUUUUUUUUUUUGGCUCACCGUUUUAAGCGCCAAGAAUUUCAUUUUCCCGCUGAAUUACGUGAGCAGGGCCUGAAGCGUGCGCCUUGGCCGGCUGUUUGAUGGAGGAAGCGAAAUUGGGCUGAUUGAUUUUCAGCUGAGUGGAAGAAUUUUCCAGUGUCUCCUGCGCUUCGAUGGGUUGAUUUCAAUUUCCUCAUUGGGGAUUUUCAUCGAACAGUUGCAGGGAGGCCACUUGUAGUAGUUAAGUGAGCACCAUGGUGGGUACAUCCACGCAUGAUGAUCUAGAAGCCUCCAAGGGAGCCAAGAAGAAAUGGACUCCCUUGGAGGACGAGGCACUGGUGUCAUGCAUGGUUGAUUUGUUCAACUCUGGGACGCACAAUGGUGAGUCAGGAUUCAAAUCUGGCUACUUGAGAGAGCUCGAGAAACUUCUUAAGCGUAAAAUGCCCAAUGCUGGAAUAAAAGCCCGGCCGCAUAUUGAAUCAAGGCUCAAGACGCUGAAAAAGGAGUGGGGAAUCGUGUUUGACAUAGUCUAUGGGCCACACUCCAGUGGGUUUAGGUGGGAUUACAAGAGGCACAUGGUGAUUGCAAAGAAUGCGGAUUGGGAUGCUUAUUUAGCGACUCACAAAGAUGCCACUCCUUAUAGAUUCAGAUCUUUCCCGCAUUUUGAGGAGUUAACUCUGAUGUACUCGAGAGAACCUGCAAUAGAAAAUGUACCUGCAAAUCAGGCCAAUGAAGAUCAAGAUUCAACAGGAGUUGCGUCCUCACCAGGUGAUCUGCAGGGCUCCAAAGGAAACAAGAGGAAAUGGAAUCCUAGGGAGGAUGAGGCACUUGUUUCGUGCAUGGUGGAAUUGUAUAAGUUUUGCAACCCUAAUGGAGAUUGUGGAUUCAAAUCGGGUUACUUGCGGGAGCUCGAAAAAAUGCUUAACAAGAAGUUGCCCAACUGUGGCUUGAAAGGCAGGCCUCACAUAGAAUCUCGAAUUAAGACACUUAAGAAGGAUUGGAGUAUACUGUAUGAGAUGAUCUAUGGGCCACAUGGUAAUGCCUUCAAGUGGGAUAGUAGUAGGAAGAUUGCAGCGGCUGAAGUUUCUGUUUGGGAUACAUAUUUGCUUAGCCAUAAGGAAGCAGCUGCUUUUAGAUUCAAGGCUUUCCCACAUUUUGAGGAUUUGACUUUGAUCUAUGCGAAGGAUCGUGCCACAGGACGACAUGCACGGGCAGUCAAAGACAUUCUUCAGGAGAUGGACUUGGGAAGUGCCCGUGGAGAAAAUGGGAAAGGCAAUGGGCCAGUGAAUGAGAUCUAUGAAGAUGGAGAUCUGCGGGACGUUACCCUGGAUGCUGAUGCCAUAAGCAGGCAUGAGCCUGCUCAUGAAGAGGAAGAUUUUCAUGAUCCUGUGCCAUGUGGAAACAAUCUGUGCGGGCCCAAACCCAUAAAUGAAUUCAAUAGAGGCGAAGAUCCUCAGAAUGUUUUGCCGAAUGGGGAUUGUAUAACUCGGCCACUGGUGUCCACAGAAGGUGAAAGUACCUCAUCAGCAAGAAAAAGAAAGAGGACCGAACAAGAGGAAAACCCAGUCUGUGAAGCCGGGAAAAGUCUGACUUCUUCUCUAUUGAAUGAAGUGCGGGAAUUGAGGAAAGAGAUGGGAAGGUAUCUCGGGUCAGAUUCAAUGAGGCAGCAUAUUACGGAAUUCAAUGAUGCUAUGGAACUGGUUGAAGGGUUGACGGUUGAUGAGAGACUGCUCGCCUCUUACAAGAUCGUGGAGCGUCCUGCCCAGAUGUUUUUGUUUCUGUCCCUGAAACCCGAACUGCGGCUAAGAUGGAUUAGGAUCUUCCUCGCUAACAACUGAACAGUAUCUUCUUUUUUGUUAUUUUGCAUAUAUUUUGCUUCUAGUUUAAAGUUCUAGGAUUGGUCUUUUGUCGAUAGAAACUUAACAUUAUUUUUGUAAAUCUUAGUAGAAGAACACUAACUGGAAGUUCAAGAUCAGAUCAUAAUUAGUUGCUUCAGAGUACAUUAUGGUUGUUGCAAGGGAUUGAUGUUCAACAUUUGCAAACA
Messenger RNA from Punica granatum (pomegranate), 2212 nucleotides. The record is from RefSeq and is a predicted model, not a curated record. Lineage: Eukaryota; Viridiplantae; Streptophyta; Magnoliopsida; Myrtales; Lythraceae.